AUGAGACACCGUCAAGCACAUUCAGUUCGAGAAUGGAUAGACUAUAUCUCUAAGCUUGACUAUGCGCGAGCAGUCUCCCUGCUGAAAAAAGAGAAUGCUUUCCUUGCAGGCCAGGAAAUCCUCAAAAGAUAUCAUGACACAGCCAUCUGGACAAUUAUCUCGAAAGGGGCCGAGCUACUUGACCCGACAACGUUGCCUACUGCUUCUCCAUUUUGCCAUCCGCUCGUUUCGACGAGAAAUAGAUUUUGGACGGCACACGCCCCUUCCCGUCGUUGA
Molecule: messenger RNA, 276 nt
Organism: Penicillium egyptiacum
Lineage: Eukaryota; Fungi; Ascomycota; Eurotiomycetes; Eurotiales; Aspergillaceae
Source: the annotation of a GenBank genome assembly